Molecule: messenger RNA, 381 nt
Organism: Homarus americanus (American lobster)
Lineage: Eukaryota; Metazoa; Arthropoda; Malacostraca; Decapoda; Nephropidae
Product: KS1 protein-like
Exons: 1
Coding region: 1-381 (126 amino acids)
Source: RefSeq, a predicted model, not a curated record
AUGGUUUGUGAUGAGUGUGACGAUAGUGUUUGUGAUGAGUGUGACGAUAGUGUUUGUGAUGAGUGUGACGAUAGUGUUUGUGAUGAGUGUGACGAUAGUGUUUGUGAUGAGUGUGACGAUAGUGUUUGUGAUGAGUGUGACGAUAGUGUUUGUGAUGAGUGUGACGAUAGUGUUUGUGAUGAGUGUGACGAUAGUGUUUGUGAUGAGUGUGACGACAGUGUUUGUGAUGAGUGUGACGACAGUGUUUGUGAUGAGUGUGACGAUAGUGUUUGUGAUGAGUGUGACGAUAGUGUUUGUGAUGAGUGUGACGACAGUGUUUGUGAUGAGUGUGACGACAGUGUUUGUGAUGAGUGUGACGACAGUGUUUGUGAUGAAAAAUAG